AUGCUGAUAGGCAUCUGCGGAGGUGAGGCCAUUUGAACGACUGCCUCGUUACCGCUACUGAAGUCUUUUGCAGGUAUUUGUGCUGGCAAGUACUCGGUACUCGGUAUGGAGAGUGAAACGCAGCUGUAUCUAGUGUAUACCCUAACAUCGGUAUAGAGUACUUGGUCCAACGUCACGACUUCCAGAUCCUCAAGCUCACCCGAACGGCUUCAACACCUAGUAUCGAGAAAUCUGCUUCGGAGGCUCACGUGCCAGAUGCAGAUGAAAGCAACGACAAGGGAAUGACAUUCCCCGAUGCGAAUGAGCUCCUGGACUAUGCUACCAAGCACUGGCGCGAGAGGUUCGUCACGACUUCUAUUUACGAUGAAUCGAUCGUGGACGUACUCUCGCGGAGACCAUUCUUUAUUCUCCUUCACAUCGAUGCUCCAAUAUCUGUGCGCUGGCAACGAUUCCGAGACCGAUGCGCAAAAGCUGCAAUGACGCCGCCGACUUUAGAGCAAUUUGUCUUGCGGAAUGAUGAGCACAUAUACUCAUCGACUGGACUAGCAACUCUUGCUUCGAGAGCGCAGAUUAAGCUUCUAAACUCGACUUCUUCCAUCCCGAAAUUCUGGGCUUCGCUGGAUGCGCUGAACCUUCCAGAUGAUGCAAGAAUCCGGCCAACUUGGGAUCAGUACUUCAUGACGCUCGCGUCUCUGGCUGCCCGCCGGAGCAACUGCAUGAGACGUCAAGUUGGCUGCGUCCUUGUACGAAACAAGCGUGUCAUGGCAACUGGCUACAACGGCACGCCUCGAAACGUCUCCAACUGCAACGAAGGCGGCUGUCCACGUUGUAACGGUGGAGGCAUAGGCGGCGCUGACCUGAGUACCUGCUUAUGUAUCCACGCCGAAGAGAAUGCACUAUUGGAAGCCGGUCGGGAGCGUGUUGGGGAUGGAGGUGUGCUAUACUGCAACACUUGUCCGUGUUUGACGUGCACCAUCAAGAUCGUGCAAGUGGGCAUCACCGAGGUGGUCUAUAGUCAGAGCUACUACAUGGAUGCAGAAGCGGCCAAGAUAUUCAAGGUAUGUUCUUCCCAAUGUCCCUGCAUCGCGCCCUCCACAUCGCACAGAAGGCGGCAGCGGCUCGGCUAGCAACCGUUGUUCAGGUGACGAGCCGACUUGCAGAGACACUUUUAUCACUCUCGACCUCCGUCUAAGAUACAUAUACAUACAUGCUGAUACCACUUUUGCAGGAGGCCGGUGUCAAACUCCGCCAAUUCUCUCCACCGAAGGAAGGUCUCGUCAACCUCCUUGGCGAAGAGCACCUCCCUCCGAUGCCGAAUGGACACUCCAAGUCCGCAUCUUAG
This is a messenger RNA of Lecanosticta acicola, 1342 nucleotides long. Lineage: Eukaryota; Fungi; Ascomycota; Dothideomycetes; Mycosphaerellales; Mycosphaerellaceae. The record is from the annotation of a GenBank genome assembly.